UUCACCGUCACCUUCCGCUCUGUUUGGCAUUUCGUCAAAUACCACAGCGCCACAAAACCCUUGCCCCUUGAUUUCCCAUUGCUACUCCUUCUCGAUCCAAACCCUAUCUCUUUCUCUCGAUCUUCUUAUCCUGCUCUUCUCUCUCCGAUGGCUUCUUGAUUCCCAUGCGGCGUUGAAGUGCGUUCUCGAUUCUGGAGAUUGAUUUCAUCUGCUGGUACUUUGGAGUAGAGUGGUAGUUGCAUUUGAUCUGAGGGAGUGAUGGCGCUUGAUGGGAUUCCGAAGAUGAAGAUUGUUCAUGGAGAUGCUGGUUAUGUUCUUGAGGACGUGCCGCAUUUGACGGAUUUCAUCCCCGAUCUGCCUACAUAUCCAAAUCCGCUACAAGAUAAUCCAGCGUAUUCAGUUGUCAAGCAGUAUUUUGUUAAUCAUGAUGACACAGUUGCGCAAAAGAUUGUUGUUCAGAAGGACAGCACAAGGGGGACCCACUUCCGACGAGCAGGGCCUCGGCAGAAGGUGUAUUUUGAGUCAGAUGAAGUGCAAGCAUGCAUUGUCACAUGUGGAGGUCUAUGCCCUGGGCUUAACACGGUGAUCAGGGAAAUUGUCUGUGGCUUAGCUUAUAUGUAUGGUGUUACUAAUAUUAUUGGGAUAGAGGAUGGAUACAAGGGCUUUUAUGCUCGCAAUACAAUUUCUUUGAGCCCUAGGAGUGUCAAUGAUAUCCACAAGCGUGGUGGCACCAUUCUUAAUACAUCACGUGGGGGUCAUGUCACUUCAAAGAUUGUUGAUAGCAUUCAAGACCGUGGGAUUAAUCAGGUAUACAUACUUGGAGGAGAUGGGACUCAAAGGGGGGCCUCUGUUAUUUUUGAGGAAAUUCAAAGGCGCGGCCUUAAAGUUGCUGUGGCUGGAAUCCCUAAGACAAUAGAUAAUGACAUUGCUGUCAUUGACAAAUCCUUUGGUUUUGAUACUGCGGUUGAGGAGGCUCAACGAGCUAUUAAUGCGGCUCAUGUAGAAGCUGAAAGUUUUGAGAAUGGCAUAGGGUUGGUGAAGCUAAUGGGUCGCUAUAGUGGCUUCAUUGCAAUGUAUGCUACCCUUGCAAGUCGAGAUGUGGACUGUUGUUUGAUUCCAGAAUCACCAUUUUAUUUGGAAGGCCCAGGUGGCCUUUUUGAAUUUAUGGAAAAGCGCCUUAAAGAAAAUGGCCACAUGGUUCUUGUUGUAGCCGAGGGUGCAGGGCAAGAACUUAUUGCUGAAAGCCUGCGAACUAUGAACCAUCAAGAUGCCUCUGGAAAUAAGCUACUUCUAGAUGUUGGGCUAUGGUUAUCACAAAAGAUAAAGGAUCACUUCGCAAACAAAGGCAAGAUCCCGAUAAAUCUCAAGUAUAUAGAUCCAACAUAUAUGAUUCGCGCAAUUCCAUCCAAUGCAUCGGACAAUGUUUACUGCACUUUGCUGGCACAUAGUGCCAUACAUGGAGCAAUGGCAGGAUACACUGGUUUUACUGUUGGGCCUGUCAAUGGAAGGCAUGCUUAUAUACCUUUUCAUAGGGUGACAGAAAAACAGAACAAGGUGGUGAUAACUGAUCGGAUGUGGGCGAGGUUGCUGUCCUCAACCAAUCAGCCAAGCUUUCUAAGCCCCAUAGAUAUGGAACAAGUGAAGAAGGAAGACGAGCCAGCAAACCAGUUGUUCGAUCAGAACAGCAUUGCCGAUGAUUACCAUGUAGAGAGUACUGAAGGCAACAAUAACGGGCUACCAGACGGCAGCACCAGUUGCUGAGAUGUUUCUGGGACUUAAAAAUUGAGUUUUGUGAUGUGAUUAUUACAUGUUAUAGAUAGGAUCUUUGAUCACUAUGAGCGAUAUUUUAAUCUUUUAUCAGAACCCGGAUAAUUUAAUGUUGUUCUUAUUGAAUGCCAUUGUGCUGAGACUA
Molecule: messenger RNA, 1912 nt
Organism: Dioscorea cayenensis subsp. rotundata (Guinea yam)
Lineage: Eukaryota; Viridiplantae; Streptophyta; Magnoliopsida; Dioscoreales; Dioscoreaceae
Product: ATP-dependent 6-phosphofructokinase 6-like
Exons: 14
Coding region: 259-1761 (500 amino acids)
Biological process (GO): fructose 6-phosphate metabolic process; glycolytic process
Cellular component (GO): cytoplasm
Molecular function (GO): 6-phosphofructokinase activity; ATP binding
Source: RefSeq, a predicted model, not a curated record